This is a messenger RNA of Nannizzia gypsea CBS 118893, 1020 nucleotides long. RefSeq names its product alpha/beta hydrolase. The transcript has 3 exons. Bases 1 to 1020 code for a protein of 339 amino acids. Lineage: Eukaryota; Fungi; Ascomycota; Eurotiomycetes; Onygenales; Arthrodermataceae. The record is from RefSeq and is a predicted model, not a curated record. Gene Ontology annotation, molecular function: hydrolase activity.
AUGGUCGUCCUGGGCGUGGCUCAGUGCCUGGCCGGCCAUGGGCUGUCGACCUUCGAGGUAUGUGAUCCCGAGUCUGGCUCGACGAUACGCGGCCUGUCUCGAGGGCUCGCAGCAGCCACCGGCGCUGACGCAGAGAAGCCGGUGGUGGUGCUGAUACAUGGAUACCCGCAGACGUGGCGCCAUGUCAUCAAGCUGCUCCCUCGCGAGACGCGGCUGUUCGUGCCAGAUAUCCCAGGCUACGGGGCGAGCUCACCACCCAAGGCGAGCGACAAGCGGGCGGUGGGGAAGGCCAUACUGGUGGCCCUGGAGACGCUGCUGGAAGUCUCCAACGAAAAUACUUCUACUACUACUGACGGCCGGCCGCAACGUAUAGUGCUUGUAGGCCAUGAUAGGGGCGCGCGCAUCUGCCAUCGACUGACGGUCGAUGCAGCCGACCAUGCGCCCAGCUUCACCAUCCUGGCGACUGCGCUGAUGGACAUUGUGCCGACGAGCGUGCAGUGGGCAGCGCUGGCGGACCCGGCCGAGGCGCGCAACACGUUCCACUGGCCGCUGCUGGCGAACGUCGAGCUGGCGAGCGCGAUGAUAGGAGCGCUGGGCGCCGACGUGUUUGUGCGGCUGCUGAUGGAGCGCUGGCGCGGCAGCAGCUCGGCGGCGAUCUCACGGUUCGAGGCCGACGAUGCGAUGGAGGUGUACUCGCGGCCGUUCCGGCAGCUGGAGAGCGUGGUGCGCAGCUCGUGUGCGGACUACGAGGCUGGCGGCGGGCAGGACGUGGAGGAGCAGGCCAGGGACCAGGCAGAGGGCCGGCGGAUGGGCGUGCCCGUGCUGGUGCUGCACUGCCGGGGGAUGGGCCAGCGGUUCGGCGACGUGCAGCGGGCGUGGCAGGCGUGGGUUGAGCGGGAGCCGCUGCUGACGGUGGUGCAGACGGGGGAGGGCGUCGGCCAUUUCGUGGCGGAGGAAGACCCCGAGGCCACGGUGGGCGCGAUGCAGCGCUGGCUGGCGGCGAUAAGCUUAGCGAUAUAA